GGAACCCCAUCUUGUUCACUGGGAAGGGGAAAAAAGACGUUUCCAUUACCAGGAAAAAAAAGGUGAUUUUCGUAAAAAAAAAAAAAAAAACCCACUUUUUCUCUUCUUAUCUUACGCUUGUGUUACCAUACAUUUGCAAUUUUUUUUUUCUCUGAACCAACAGAAUGCGUUUCCCUUUUGAUUCAUUUCAGAACCAUAAAACCGCAAAAACGCAAUCAUUAAUAAAAAAAAAAGAAAAAAAAAAAAAAGGGUUUUUUGUACCUUCCCCUUUCUUUUUUUUCCCUUCUUUUCACGCCCUCCAUUAUUAAGAUCAUUGAUACCCUUUAGAGUCAUAUCCAUACAACAAUGUUUCAUACCGUUACAACUUCUCAUAACAAUACCACAAUGACGUUUCUUGAUGACCAGGAUGAAAUGACGACCCCGACAUUAGAGUCCAUCUUGGAUGCUCCAGAGUCAGAUACGUUCAAGGAGUUUGCAGCGUAUUUGCAUCAAUCGUACUGUAUAGAAAACUUGGCUUUUUGGAUCGCCACACAGGAAUAUCACAAACAAUAUGAGUCCAGCAAGAAGAGAAAAGAACUGUGUGGAAAUAUGAUUCAUCGUUAUAUUCGGCCCAACUCGUCGUUAGAAAUCAAUAUACCUUGUGAUAUGCGUCAAAGCAUACUCGAUCAUUAUUACCAAGACAAUUGUCAUUUGCACAUUUUUGAUGAAGCAGCCGAAGCUGUGCUGGAGUUGAUGCGAGUGAAUUCUUAUCUACCAUGGAUCACGAGUAGUAAUAACAGUAGUCACUUGCCGUCUCCUACUACCACCACCCAUAGCCUCAGUACAUGCUCUUCACCACCGAGAUCACCGCCCUCCUCAUUCAAGCCAACACCACCACCACCACCACCCUCAUCCUCAUCACAGCAGCAGCAGCAGCAGCAGCAUGGAAGCAAAAGAACAAAAGGAUGUUUAAACCAUUCCAAUUCAUCAAGUACCUUAUCCACCCAUGCUACAACGGACACUCUCCUCAGUGCUUCCUCCACGACCUCUCAUCAACAAUCCAAAUGGAUGCAACUCAUCAAACAUCAACGCAAUUGUGUUUCUUUGGAUCUUGGUCAGUUGAGUCCUUCCAACGAUUCCUUUACUCAGCAUAUUUCAUCGUCCUCCUCUUCUCCCCUCACGCCUACCUCAACGACCUCAUCCUCCUUUGCCACCGUGGGCUCAAAGCAAUAUUGUAAAUCCAUGCUUAGAAAAAUGAAACGAUCUUUUUUAGGUCAACCACCAUCACAAAGUAAUAGUAAAUGAAAGCGAAUGGGCACGCUUCUCUGCUUUUUUUAAUUUUUUCAAAUCAUAGACAGCUUUUUUUUUUAUAAGAUACCCUUUUCCCCCUCACUCUUCUGUUACCCAACCUAUUU
Molecule: messenger RNA, 1394 nt
Organism: Mycotypha africana
Lineage: Eukaryota; Fungi; Mucoromycota; Mucoromycetes; Mucorales; Mycotyphaceae
Product: RGS domain-containing protein
Exons: 1
Coding region: 346-1284 (312 amino acids)
Source: RefSeq, a predicted model, not a curated record